This is a messenger RNA of Ornithodoros turicata, 2712 nucleotides long. Its product is annotated as hemicentin-2-like. The transcript is spliced from 11 exons. Lineage: Eukaryota; Metazoa; Arthropoda; Arachnida; Ixodida; Argasidae. The record is from RefSeq and is a predicted model, not a curated record. The coding region runs from base 9 to 2444 and encodes 811 amino acids.
ACGGCCCUAUGUCUCCCCGGCUAAGCUCCAGCCACUCACUCUGUGUCCUGCCAGGAUACACUGCACGCCUGGAUAAUAUGCCGUCGAGUGGGAUACUCCUGUUGCUGCUGCUCUUCGUAGAAAUUGCCUCCUCAUCCUCCCCAGUUGCACGGGUGGUAGCUCUGGCAGGUGGCGAAGCCCAUCUACCCUGCGACCUAUCCCCGGCAAACGACUCUGUGGCCCUUGUGCUGUGGUACAAGGACGCCCUGCCAACGCCGGUGUACUCCGUGGACGCUCGACGAGGUGAUGUGGCUCAGGCCAGGCACUCAUCGAUCGCAUGGGGUCCGAGGGCGUACUUUCUGACGCAACCACCUGGACUUCGUUUACAGUCACUAGCGGUCGGUGAUUCGGGAGUCUACCGCUGUAGAGUAGACUUCCGCAAAGACAGGACGAGAAAUCACGAGACGACGUUAACGGUUAUUGAACCACCAAAGAAGCCCGUGAUACGUGAUGCUGAAGGGGACGGGAAAGAAGCGCUCCGAAGCCUUAUUGGUCCUUACAACGAAGGGGACCGUCUCUCUCUGGUGUGCGACGUUGAAGGAGGUGUCCCGACACCGAGCGUCAGUUGGUGGCGUGAAAGCGUGCAACUGGAGGGCAACCAGUCGGAACUUCGCCCGGGCGUCAUGCGGAGCUCUCUCGGCCCUUUUAUUCUUCGCCGUCAAGACCUAAUGGCAGUCCUCGUAUGUCAAGCGUCCAAUUCCAACCUAACGGCGCCAUCGACAACGUCCAUCACACUAGACAUGAAUUUUCGUCCCCUAGAAGUCAGCAUUGAAGCUCAAUCUCCAACUCUUGAAGCUGGCAAGACUGGCUGGAUUGUCUGCCGUGCCGUUGGUUCCAGACCUCGAUCACGGAUAACGUGGUUCUUAAGUGAAGAAGUGCUGAAGGGUGCCAAACAAAAUGAAUCAUUGGAUGGAAACGUCACUCUGAGUAGGCUGCCACUCGUUGCGUCAGCAGAACACCAUGGUCGCGUGCUACGCUGCAGAGCCGAUAACGACCUCAUCUCCGGAUCAGAAAUCUUCGCAGACUUUACGCUUCAUGUUCUUUAUCCUCCGAAGCUGACAAUGACACUUGCCCCGAAUCAACGCCAUUCAAAACUUCGAGAGGGCCAAGAUGUCUACUUGGAAUGCAAGGCUGAUGCCAACCCGCCGGCUACUGACUUCCGAUGGUGGUUCGGAAAAAAGGAGAUAUUCACCGAUCGCAGUGGAAGGAUGCUCUUGAACAACAGAACUCUUGUGCUCCAAAAGGUGCAGCUGCACAACAGAGGUCCAUAUCGAUGCACCGCGCGCAACACUCAGGGAGAGUCAACUAGCAACAGCAUGCACCUCAAGCUUCAAUACGCUCCGGUAUGUCGGGAAGGCCAGCAACAAGUGUAUGGGGCUGCUUCGAACCAAGCAGUCAGCGUCAACUGCGAGGUUGAAUCCGAACCGCCGGCAAAGUCUUUCACCUGGCAGUUGAACAACGACAGUGUCACUAACUUCACACGUGUCACGCUCAAGAGUCAGCUUACGUUCACCCCUCGGUUUCCUCUCGAUCUGGACAAGAUCUACUGCUGGGCAGCGAACGACGUGGGGAUCCAGAGGACACCCUGCGUCUACACACUUGAACCGGCCAGAAUUCCGGAAUCACCUCGCAACUGCAGCGUGCACAACAGAACGGCGCAUUCUUUCGUUGUGGACUGUGAGUCAGGAGACGAUGGCGGAAUGCCUGCUGUGUAUGUGCUUCGAGUUCAAGACAGUCUGAACCGCACGCUGCGGAACCUGACCUCGAGAGAAAGUCCUACGUGGACCGUGAGCGGAAUCAGUGGUAGUGCAAAGCUCUCGUUGGUGUUGUUUGCCGUGACGCCCAAAGGGCGUAGUGCUCUUACUGUGCUUCAAGCGAGAACUCUGGCGUCGUCGCAGAGUCUGAAGGAGCCUUUAUGGCACGUGGGAUUAAGUCCACUUCUUAUGGUGCUUGUGGCGUCCGCCGUGGGUGUAAUCUCGGUGGCUUUCCUUGUAGCCCUUUUUCUUCGAUAUAGGUCGAAGCACGAAAGGCAUAAACCGGAGCCUAUGAAAGGAGACGAAGAUCAGCAAAUAGCCCCAUUGCAACAGUAUCCAGACGGGGUGUUGAAGAUGCGCAGCCCACAAAGUGAGGAAAAGUGCCCUGAUGUUGUUUUAGAUGUAAGUGGUAGCGAAGAGCGCAUCAAAGAAGAGGAGAGACCGCAGGAAACAGUGCGGUGGAAAGGAUGGACAGAAGCUGAUCCCGAACAUGAGCGCGCACCGCGAGCAACGCUCCAGGAGUACCAGCCCAGCGGCCAGACGCGUGUGAAGCUCGUGGAGCCACCAUCACAGCUCACUGCACCGGAUACCUCACCUGAGACACCUUUGUGUGUGCCACCGCCUCUCAAGUACAGACAGACCAACGUUUGAGCGGAAAAAUGUUGCGCUUUCCACCGUGCAAACCACAUGGUUCUGAAAGAACUACCUGCCAUAUCUUGGACAUCGAUUCUUCGGGGAUUGUGAACCAGAAUGUGAUAUAAGACGCUGAACUACUCGUGGGAGUGAAAGUGUAGAUAUCUACUGUACUGUUACGACUGUGUGCCCCAGUUGUGAGCGCUGUCUGAUGGGUCUUCGGUGGGUAAGAGCGUUUACCCGUUUUGGUAUUUUCGCUUAGGCAUUAAAGGACAUGACUUUUUCA